Molecule: messenger RNA, 918 nt
Organism: Dovyalis caffra
Lineage: Eukaryota; Viridiplantae; Streptophyta; Magnoliopsida; Malpighiales; Salicaceae
Source: the annotation of a GenBank genome assembly
AUGGGAAGAGGACCUUGUUGUGAUAAAGAUGGAGUAAAGAAAGGACCUUGGACUCCUGAAGAAGACCAACUUUUGGUUCAGUACAUUCAAAAACAUGGUUUUGGCUGUUGGCGUAGCCUCCCUAAGAAAGCAGGCCUCUUUAGAUGUGGGAAGAGCUGUCGGCUUCGAUGGACAAACUAUCUUCGGCCUGACAUUAAACGCGGUCCCUUCUCUCCUGCAGAAAAGGCUACUAUUAUUCAUCUUCAUGGCAUGUUAGGUAACAGGUGGGCAUACAUAGCAUCUCAGUUGCCAGGAAGAACAGACAAUGAGAUAAAAAACUUCUGGAACAGCCACCUGAAGAAGCGUCUAGCUUCCAUUAGUCCGAAGUUGCAGAUCAACCAGUCCUCAUCCUCUUCUGAACCUAUCAAUAUCAAGGGUGAAUCUCCUUCGACGAGUCACAUGGUACAGUGGGAGGGUGCUAGAGUUGAGGCUGAGGCUCGUUUGUCGAUGCAGUCAUUGCUCUUUAAACACACAUCAAGAGUUAAGGGCAAUCCUGACAUCUUUGUCCAGUUAUGGAACUCUGAAGUUGGAGAAGCAUUUCGCAAUAUUAAAGGAAAAGAUGGAGAAACAAGUGAAAGUCUUGUAUCUGACACACCUCCAUCUGUAAAAAUCGAACCUGUUUCACUUGACGACACAAUUCCAGCAAUGCCUAACAAAACAACUAAUUCCAUUGACCCUGCUCAGGAACAAGAAGAUACUUAUAAACCAAGUUUAGAUGUUAUGGCUGUUUCAGAUUCCAUUGGUUCCAAUGAAUUUGCAGAUUCUUCGGAUACAGCAUUGAAACUAUUGUUAGAUUUCCCAGGAGGCAAUUGUAUGGACUUCAUACGAGAAGAAGAAUCAGAAAGUUUUUCCAACUUCCUUGGUUUUAGGUGCGACUGA